GGGGAGAGGGGGGGAGAGUGGAGAGGGGGAGAGAGCGCGCACGGGGAGAGAGACGAGAGAGACACGGGGAGAGUGAGGAAGGGACACUGCGAGACAUCAUGAAGCACCCGCAGAAGGCCGCUGCAGGUGCGAUCGGGGUCCCUGGAUCUUGAGUUCGCGAUGGAAUCAUCGUCAGUGGGCCACCGCGCCGGCAUCCAGCCUCCAUCCACUUGAUCCCCCUCGAUCCUGUCAAACCCCCUCCCCACCUCGUCCCCGACGCCGCCUUGAUCCCCGCGUCCAGCGGGGCCGCCCAGCGUGAGAUGAGACACGGGACGAAGCGAGAAGACACGCGGGGGGGAGACUCGGGGAGAGGCGACGCGGCUGGGCGUGGCCAGAGUGUCUCACGCACGGGAUGAGGACCCGUCACCACCACCAGCAGCAGCAGCAGCACCCGCCGUGUCAUCGUCGUCGUCGCCAUCGCCCCGUGUCCACGCUGUGGCCACGGUCAUCGCCAUCAUCACCGACAUCGUCGUCCUCGUCAUCAACCCAUCGCUGUCACUCUCUCCAGGUCUCUCUUUCAUUCCAUCUUUCAUCGUUGGCUCUUUAAUUUCCGCCUGGCUGGAGACGAAGAGGUGGAGCAGUAGGCGGAGGAGGAGGAGGUGGUGUGAUAAAAACGGGGAUUUGGCGGUGAGAGCGGUAAGGGCCCGAGAGUGAAGGAGGGAAUUCUGCGGCCUCGUUGAUUUAUUAUUUUUGUUGUUGCUGCUCCCAGAGUUCCACUGUUCGUAGACCGCACCGUGGACCCGGCCUCGCCUCCAUCCACCCACCGCUCAACCCUGCCUGCUCGUUGAAACGCGGUUCGUCAUCCCGGUCCCGAGUGCAGUCUUCCGCCGCUCCAACUCGUGGGUCAGGCAACUUCGUUCAGGCCCACGGAUACGCAGGCGGGCGGUCACGCGGACCCGGACGCAGAGAGGCGGAGAGGGGCCGAUUCACCAAAGUCCAUCGAGGCCACAGGAAGGAUUCAGGGUCACAGCGACCCGCCACCCAAACUCGCCCAGCAGACGGACGCAGAAGGGGAUGGACAGGCGGACUCACGCGUUCUGAUUAGAAUCCUAUUCAAGUGUUGUGCUUUUCACCGAUUUGACGUUGCUAUUUCACCCUUCAUUCAUAACCCACUCCCACCCUCAAAUCCACCCACCGCUCACCACCAGCCCCGCACGGAACUUGGGGGUGUGGACUGAUCCUCGGAGACCCGCAAUGGCCAACAGCUCCGUCGACUACAAAGCCAAGGGGGCGCGGGCCCCCCAACCGGGCCCCCUUGGCCAAGACGGCGGCGGCGGCGGCGGGGGCCGUGGCGCGGGGCGGGCUGGGGGUCCCGCGCCCCCCACCGCCGCUAUGGAGCAGGACGCCGAGGGGGGGUUCGGGGUGACCGUGCGCGAGCUGCGUGACCUCAUGGAGAUGCGGGGGGCCGAGGCGAUGGCCCACAUGGCCGAGAGAUACGGGGGCAGCGGAGCCGGGGGUGGAGCGGGGGACGCGGUCGCGGGGAUGUGUCGCCGGCUCCGGACCUCGCCCGUGGACGGCGUGUCGGGUGACGAGGAGGACCUGGCGCGGAGGCGUGCCGUCUUCGGGGAGAACCUCAUCCCGCCCAAGAAGCCCAAGUCGUUCCUGGCGCUCGUGUGGGAGGCGCUGCAGGACGUGACGCUCAUCAUCCUGGAGGUGGCGGCCCUCGUCUCGCUGGGACUUUCCUUCUACCAGCCGCCCGGCUCCGACAGCGACGCGUGCGGGCUCGCCGGGGGCGGCGCGGAGGACGAGGGGGAGGCGACGGCCGGCUGGAUCGAGGGAGCGGCCAUCCUCCUGUCGGUGGCGUGCGUGGUGCUCGUCACGGCGUUCAACGACUGGAGCAAGGAGCGACAGUUCCGCGGACUCCAGAAUCGCAUCGAGCAGGAGCAGAAGUUCUCGGUCAUCCGCGGCGGGCAGCUGCUCCAGCUCCCCGUGGCGGCCAUCGUGGUGGGCGACAUCGCCCAGGUCAAAUACGGUGACCUGCUGCCCGCGGACGGGGUGCUCAUCCAGAGCAACGAUCUCAAGGUGGACGAGAGCUCCCUAACCGGGGAGUCCGACCAGGUGCGCAAAGCCAUCGACAGGGACCCCAACCUUCUCUCAGGCACGCACGUGAUGGAGGGCUCGGGGAAGAUGGUGGUGACGGCCGUGGGCGUCAACUCCCAGACGGGCAUCAUCUUCACGCUGCUCGGGGCGGGCGACGUGGAGGAGGAGGAGCGGCGCGACAAGAAAGACGAGGAGGUCACUGAGAACCACCAGAGCAAAGCCAAGGCGCAGGAUGGGGUGGCGUCGGUGGAGAUGCAGCCGCUGCGAGUGGGGGACGGGGGCGAGGUGGGCGACGCGGGCGAGGGGGGCGAGGGGGGCGAGGGGGGCGACGCGGACGACGCCCGGGAGCGGAGGCCGGCGGCGCCGCCCAAGAAGGAGAAGUCGGUGCUGCAGGGGAAGCUCACCAAGCUCGCCGUGCAGAUCGGCAAGGCCGGUCUGGCGAUGUCGUCGGUGACGGUGGUGAUCCUGGUGCUCUACUUCGUGAUCGACACGUUCUGGGUGCAGGGCCGGCCCUGGCUGGCCGAGUGCACGCCGGUCUACGUGCAGUACUUCGUCAAGUUCUUCAUCAUCGGCGUCACCGUGCUCGUCGUGGCCGUGCCCGAGGGGCUGCCCCUCGCCGUCACCAUCGCCCUCGCCUACUCCGUCAAGAAAAUGAUGAAGGACAACAAUCUGGUGCGGCACCUGGACGCGUGCGAGACGAUGGGCAACGCCACGGCCAUCUGCUCCGACAAGACGGGCACGCUCACCACCAACCGCAUGACGGUGGUGCAGGCGUUUGUGGGCGGGGUUCUGCACCGCUCGGUGCCGGGCGUGGAGGCCCUGGCGCCGGCCACGCUGGACGCGCUCACCACCGGCAUCGCCGUCAACUGCGCUUACACCACCAAGAUCCUGGCCCCGGAGAAGCCCGGCGGGCUGCCGCGGCACGUGGGCAACAAGACGGAGUGCUCGCUGCUGGGGCUGGCGCUGGCGCUGGGGCGAGACGCGCAGGCGGUGCGGCGGAUCGUGCCGGAGGAGUCGCUCUUCAAGGUGUUCACCUUCAACUCGAGCCGCAAGUCCAUGAGCACCGUGCUGCGUGCCGAGCACGUGGCCGCCGCCGCCCCCGCCGCCGCCGCCGCCGCCGGACUCGUGGGGGGCGGCGUCGGUGCCGCGGCGCCGCCGAUCUCGGGCUUCCGCGUCUUCACCAAGGGCGCCUCCGAGAUCGUCCUGCGAAAGUGCUCGUGGGUCCUGAACGCGGCGGGGGAGGCGGCGCCGCUGCGAGCCCGCGAGCGCGACGCGCUCGUGCGCUCCGUGGUGGAGCCCAUGGCGAGCGAGGGCCUGCGCACCAUCUGCCUGGCGUUCCGCGACCUGCCCUCGGGCGGCGGCGGCGGCGCCGACCCCAACUGGGAGGACGAGGGCGCCAUCGUCGCUGACCUCACCUGCAUCGCCGUCGUCGGCAUCGAGGACCCCGUACGGCCGGAGGUGCCAGAUGCGAUCCGGAAGUGCCAGCGUGCGGGCAUCACGGUGCGCAUGGUGACGGGCGACAACAUCAGCACGGCGCGUGCCAUCGCCAGCAAGUGCGGCAUCCUGACGCCCGGGGAGGACUUCCUGUGCAUCGAGGGGAAGGAGUUCAACCGGCGAAUCCGCAACGAUAAGGGAGAGAUAGAGCAGGAGAGAAUCGACAAGAUCUGGCCCAAGCUUCGAGUGCUUGCUCGCUCCUCUCCCACAGACAAACACACGCUCGUCAAAGGGAUCAUCGACAGCACGGUGGGGCAGCGCCAGGUGGUGGCGGUGACGGGCGACGGCACCAACGACGGGCCCGCGCUCAAGAAGGCCGACGUCGGCUUCGCCAUGGGCAUCGCGGGCACAGACGUGGCCAAGGAGGCGUCGGACAUCAUCCUGACGGACGACAACUUCAGCUCCAUCGUGAAGGCGGUGAUGUGGGGCCGCAACGUCUACGACAGCAUCUCCAAGUUCCUGCAGUUCCAGCUCACGGUCAACGUGGUGGCCGUCAUCGUCGCCUUCACGGGGGCCUGCUUCACUCAGGACUCCCCGCUCAAGGCCGUGCAGAUGCUGUGGGUGAACCUCAUCAUGGACACGUUCGCGUCGCUGGCGCUCGCCACGGAGCCGCCCACCGAGGAGCUGCUGCUGCGCCGGCCGUACGGACGCAACAAGCCGCUCGUGUCGCUCACCAUGACCAAGAACAUCCUGGGCCACGCCAUCUACCAGCUCACCGUCAUCUUCACGCUGCUCUUCGCCGGUGAGCGGAUUUUCGACGUGGACAGCGGGCGCAACGCUCCGCUGCACGCGCCGCCCUCGGAGCACUACACCAUCAUCUUCAACGCCUUCGUCAUGAUGCAGCUCUUCAACGAGAUCAACGCGCGCAAGAUCCACGGGGAGCGCAACGUCUUCCACGGAGUCUUCCGCAACCCCAUUUUCUGCUCCAUCGUCUUCGGAACCUUCGUCGUGCAGGUGGUGAUCGUGCAGUUUGGGGGGAAGCCGUUCAGCUGUUCGGGCCUGAGCCCCGAGCACUGGCUGUGGUGCAUCUUCCUGGGCGCUGGCGAGCUACUGUGGGGCCAGCUGAUCUCGGCGGUGCCGACGGCACGACUGCGGUGCCUGCGGGACGCGGGGGGGGGCCGGGCCCCCCGCUCGCCCCCUCCGGACGAGGGCCCGGACGACGAGGAGGAGAUCGACCACGCCGAGAGGGAGAUGCGGCACGGGCAGAUCCUGUGGUUCCGCGGCCUGCACCGCAUCCAGACGCAGAUAAACUCGCUCAACACGUUCCUGACGGGCGGCGCGGCUCCGCGGCGCCCCUCGCUCAAGAAGCAGGGCUCUCUCUCCAGCGCACAGCCCGACGGAGUAACCCCCCCACCUCCCCACGCACGCACCCCCUCAAGUCCCUGCGCCGCGUCCAACGGAAUCCGCGUGGUGAACGCGUUCCGGAGCUCGCUGUACGAGGGGCUGGAGAAACCGGACUCGCGAACGUCCAUCCACAACUUCAUGUCGCAGCCCGACUUCACGGAGGGCGAGCACGCCACACCGCAGAUCCCACUCAUCGAUGACACGGACGCGGACGAGGACGAGGCGCCCACCAAGCGCAACGACGGGCUGCGGCCCGUCGCGGGUCUCGGCGGGCCGUCGCCCAACCGCAACAACAACCACAACCACCACGACCGCCACCAGCAGCUCAACCUGCAGCCGUACGGCCUCGAGCGCCGCGGCCUCGACAGCGGCAUCAGCUUCCUGAGCACGGAGGACGCCAGCAAAUCAGCCACCGCCUCCUCCAGCCCCGGCAGCCCCUUCCACAGCUUCGAAACUUCACUCUAGGGGAGGCCACCGCAGCCGCCGUGUUUCUACCACACCGAGUUCUCGGCGCCGCCGCCGCGGCCAAAUUUUUGUACGGCCGUCAUCUUGGUGCCGCCCCCUGACGCCGCCAUCUUGGGUGUUGCCGCCAUGCCGUUGCCGCCAUUGUUGGUGCUACUGCCAUUUCGGGGCCGCCAUUUUGUCGCGUACAUCUUGGGGUUUUCUGUCCCUUUUCGUCGAUCUGCUGCUGCUGCUGCCGCCGCCGUUGUCCUGGUUUCGUCACCGUUUUGUGGCUGCCAUAUUGGUGCUGCCAUCCUGGUUUUGCUACCCAUUUUUGGGGCCGCUAACUUGGUUCUGCCGCCGUAUUGGUUUUGACGUCGCCACCUCGGUGCCCGUUUUGCCGCUCGGCCUCUUGGGAGAACCAACCGCCAAAAAAGCGGCCGGAGGCAUCGUCGUCGCGUGCGAACAGCCUUUAACUUUUGUUUUAACCAAUGAGGUGUAUUGGGGGGGGGGGGGGGGGGAGUUCUUCUAAUUGUCAAACGGGAGAGUCUGACGGAAGAAAUGUGAACGGUAAAAUGGAAACCGAGAAUGUGGAUUCAUUAUUCAGGGUCUCAGUUAAAUCCUUCGUGAGAUGCACAAGGCCCGAAGCCUGCCAGGCAACACGGCGGAGUUGUGUGUGGGCCAAAGGACGAAAGGCCGAUGUUGGAUGGGGGGUGGGGGCUGCACUUUGUCCCACUUUUCCACGUAACCUCCCGACCUCACCAUGCUGAACUUCGCUCCCCUAGUUCAAGAAGCUCAUG
Lethenteron reissneri (Far Eastern brook lamprey) is the source of this 6158-nucleotide messenger RNA. Its product is annotated as plasma membrane calcium-transporting ATPase 1-like. The record is from RefSeq and is a predicted model, not a curated record. Gene Ontology annotation, molecular function: ATP hydrolysis activity; P-type calcium transporter activity; ATP binding. Lineage: Eukaryota; Metazoa; Chordata; Hyperoartia; Petromyzontiformes; Petromyzontidae. Gene Ontology annotation, cellular component: plasma membrane; intracellular membrane-bounded organelle. Gene Ontology annotation, biological process: regulation of cytosolic calcium ion concentration; calcium ion transmembrane transport.